AUGCAGUUUUCCAUCUCCCUUUCCCUACCCAGUCGCUGCAUUCUGGAACAAGAGGGAGCCUCAAUGAAACGAAUUCUGGUCUCAGUGGUCAGAAUCCUGAAACCAUGGCUCUGGGCGGGAAGGGGCACGGAGUCCAGCGCUCCCGCGGCACAGAUGCGGAGACUGAGGUCCAGAGCCCGGCGCUCCACCGCCCGCGGAGAAGAAGGGGGAGCGUCCUGGGUGGGCCGCGUGGCGCCGGGGCCGCCUCCUCCCGCCCCCCGCGCGCGUGCCCCCCGCCCUGCCUCGGCCCGCGCCGCGCCGCCUGCUCGGGAGCGAGCCAUGGUGGCGGCACUGGCUGCGGCGUGGCUGCUCCUGGCGGCCGCGGCCUGCGCGCAGCGGGAGCAGGACUUCUACGACUUCAAGGCGGUCAACAUCCGGGGCAAGUUGGUGUCGCUGGAGAAGUACCGCGGCUCGGUGUCCCUGGUGGUGAACGUGGCUAGUGAGUGCGGCUUCACAGACCAGCACUACCGGGCCCUGCAACAGCUCCAGCGGGACCUGGGGCCCCACCACUUCAACGUGCUCGCCUUCCCCUGCAACCAGUUUGGCCAGCAGGAGCCUGACAGCAACAAGGAGAUCGAGAGCUUUGCCCGCCGCACCUACAGUGUCUCUUUCCCCAUGUUUAGCAAGAUCGCAGUCACCGGCACUGGUGCCCACCCUGCCUUCAAGUACCUGACCCAGACUUCUGGGAAGGAGCCCACGUGGAACUUCUGGAAGUACCUAGUGGCCCCAGAUGGAAAGGUGGUAGGGGCUUGGGACCCAACCGUGUCGGUGGAGGAGAUCAGGCCUCAGAUUACAGCGCUUGUGAGGAAGCUCAUCCUGAAGAAGCGAGAAGACUUAUAACCACUCUCCCUCCUCUCCCACUGUCCCUCCCCCCGCCCCCCAACCGUGCACAAGUGACCAAAGCAAACUCAAAUGGUGCUACAAAGGGAGAGACUACUGACUCUCCUUCCUCCACUCCUAUCCCACCUACCCCAUCACUCCUAUUGUGGGGGGGGAAUUCUAGUUUGAUUAUUUGAAUCUUAGAGCAACCUAUAGGAACCCCUGACAAGUGAGAGCUCUUGACCAAUGACUCAUCAGCCAAUAAGAACCUCUAGCCCAUGAAAACGUGGGAAAUAGAAGUAUGUCGAGCAAUAAUCUCUUACCUGUUGUGAACUCUUUAAAAUGGGGCCAAUUCCUACCUCACAGGGCUGUUGUGAGGAUGAGGAUGAAAGGCCUAUGAAAGUGCCUAGGGCAGUGCCAGCUAACUAGGAGGCAUUCAAUAAACGUUUCUUGCAUAUGAGCCAAAAAAUAAGUUGUGAUCAGUAAAAACUUGAACCCAACAUGAAUUUCCAGCCAUGAGAAUCCAGGCCAAACGUUUGUUGUUGUUGUUAUUGUUUUCCUAUGUAUUUUUUUCAAUUACAAAAGUAAUACAGAUUUCAUUGUGAAAUAAUACAGAUGAUACAAAAUAAAA
Molecule: messenger RNA, 1489 nt
Organism: Hippopotamus amphibius kiboko
Lineage: Eukaryota; Metazoa; Chordata; Mammalia; Artiodactyla; Hippopotamidae
Gene: GPX7
Product: glutathione peroxidase 7
Biological process (GO): response to oxidative stress
Molecular function (GO): glutathione peroxidase activity
Source: RefSeq, a predicted model, not a curated record